AUGCCGCUUUCUAGGUCUAAUUCAUGCGUGGAUAUUGAUUUCACACUCCGCCGGAAGUUCAAGAAGACAUCCUUCAGGCCCUUCCAACGUGAAAUUAUUGUGGAGGCGUUGGAAGGCAAUGAUGUUUUUGUGCAAGCCGCCACCAGCUUUGGAAAGAGCUUAUGCUUCCAACUUCCAGCAAUAAUAGACCAUGGAAUAACUGUGGUGGUCUCUCCUCUUCUGUCUUUGAUGACUGACCAAGUAAAUGCCUUGAGAACUGCAGGUAUUGAGGCCGGGACAAUCAACCGCAACACGCCAUUCGAUGAACGUCAGCGGCUCCUCCAAGAUCUCGCAACAGGACACCCCCUCACCCGGCUGCUUUAUGUCACGCCCGAGCAAUGUGCUACAGAAACCCUCCGAAGGCAGUUGAAAGUUGUGCAUGAGCAGCGAGAACUUGCUCGCAUUGCUGUUGACGAAGCCCAUUGCAUCUCAGAAUGGGGUCACGACUUCCGCCCUUCCUUCAAGCAACUGAGAUGGUUUCGUGAGACCAUGCCCGAUGUGCCUAUAAUUUGUCUUACAGCGACAGCAACCCCCCAAGUACGCCAGGAUGUCAUUACUAUACUUGGGCUUUCGGAAGCUAAUCUCAAAGUCUUUACCAUGACUACCAGCCGCAAGAACCUACACUAUGAAGUGAGAUUUAAAUGCGAUGAAGAAGAUCACUACCCUGGUUUCCUCAUGUGGCUAAAAGGAGUACACAAACGACGUGCGGAGAAUGCAGGCCGCCGGGCCGAGCUUGAACGGAAUAAGGAACGCAUAGAUAACGUCUCAGGGAUCAUCUAUACGCUCUUUCGGUCUGACUGUGAGAGUCUCGCAGCCCGACUCCGGAGCGAUGGAAUCGGAGCAAGGCCUUACCAUGCUGGGCUUCAUAACAAUGAGAAAAAUGAGACUCUACAGCGCUGGGUAAGUAAUGACAAAGGCUAUGAUGUAAUUGUUGCAACCACUGCGUUCGGCAUGGGCAUCGACAAGGAAAACGUUCGCUUUGUCGUCCACUGGCAGCUACCAAAGUCAUUUGAAGGAUACUAUCAAGAGGCCGGGCGUGCAGGCCGUGAUGGAAAGGCGAGUUUAUGCAUCAUGUACUACAGUCGCGAGGACCGGGAUCGUGCCUAUAAUAGGCUGAGCAAGGAUCGAGAUACCUCCAAUCUGGAAGCCAGACUGCACAGCUUGCAAGCGCUAAUCAAGUACUGCGAGAAUACGGAUAUAUGUCGGCAUAAGGUGAUUAGUGAGUACUUUGGAGAGAAGGAGGUUCCGGAAUGCGAUUAUGCUUGUGAUUGGCACAAAAACCUGAAAGCGUUGAAGAGAGCAAAAGAAAUGGGAUUGCAGUCUGAAGAUUGGGUUAGCACGCAAAGAGAGAUGGGACGUUUUGAUAAUGGUUAUGAUGGUUAUGAUUAA
Molecule: messenger RNA, 1428 nt
Organism: Venustampulla echinocandica
Lineage: Eukaryota; Fungi; Ascomycota; Leotiomycetes; Helotiales; Pleuroascaceae
Product: p-loop containing nucleoside triphosphate hydrolase
Exons: 4
Coding region: 1-1428 (475 amino acids)
Biological process (GO): double-strand break repair via homologous recombination
Cellular component (GO): cytoplasm; chromosome
Molecular function (GO): ATP binding; 3'-5' DNA helicase activity; four-way junction helicase activity
Source: RefSeq, a predicted model, not a curated record